GUAGAUGGUUGGUUUAGAACGAUCAAUUUUCGACGUAAAAAAACGACAUAUGCGCUCAAUUUCGUGUAAUUUGGUUUCGGGUUAAUCUUCAAAUAGUUUUUACUCAAUUAUAGUGUGAAUUACACCUAUUAUCGCAGUUGAAUAUAGUAAAUUGCUCUCGGUCGUUUGAUUAACGUUAUUAACUCUCUAAACUAUUCUCAUUAUUUCCAUUUUGAUUUACUUAUCGGAUUCUCGCCUUUGUUUUGGUUUCGCCGUUUUUAUUUUUGGUGAUAGUGAACGUACAACCAGCGAGUGUGUGUGCUACCGAUAUUUCCGACUACCUACGUCGCCGCUAUUUCGAGAGACACGGAUAGUGACCGGAAGUGACUCUGCAUUUCUCGGGGGACGUAGCCGUGUCGCGACAUCUUCAAGACGCCUCCGAACUUCACCAAAGUGGAUAACAAACCGUUCACGACGCUGAACUUCACGGACCUGGGGUCCCCCUUCGGGGGGCCAAACGACGAUCCCCCCGGGACGCCCACCAUGUCCGGUGAGGGCCACAUCGGCCCCCCGACGCCCCACGAGUCCAACAACUCCACGCCGGUGUCGAAGAGCGCCUUCAUCGAACUCCAGCAGCACGGGUACGGGCCCCUGAGGACGACUUACCAGCACCACUUCAAUUCGCCGGCGGGAAAUGCGCAUUCCGGACCGACGGGGGCCCACGACGGGGGCUUCCCUAGUCCUAGGGGUGCCCUCGGCGCCUACCCUUUUCCUCCCAUGCACCAGAAUUCGUACACGGGAUACCACUUGGGAUCGUACGCCUCGAACUGUCCGCCUUCACCCAAAGAUGAUGAAAAAUGCCUGUCGCUGGAGAGGCCGUCGGGAGGAGGCAAGGGAAAGAAGAUGCGGAAGCCCCGCACGAUAUACUCCAGUCUUCAGCUGCAACAAUUGAACCGACGGUUCCAAAGAACGCAGUACCUGGCGCUACCCGAAAGGGCAGAGCUCGCCGCCAGCCUAGGUUUAACGCAGACGCAGGUCAAGAUAUGGUUUCAGAAUAGAAGGAGUAAAUACAAGAAGAUGAUGAAGGCGGCGCAGGUUCCAGGGGGUACAAACAACAACGGCACGCCCGGUGGACACUCGGGACUGCUAGGUGCCAACGCCAACUUGCCCUCGACGAGUCCUGGUCCCCAAGGCCAGAACAUGAUGCAAGGUAGGAUCAAACUGGAAGGAGGCGGGUCGUCGAGCGGAUCCCCGGCGACGGGGUACAUGCAACACUCGUCGCCCACCCCCAGUUCCACCCCCGGCUCGGAUAUAUCGGGACAGCCGGCCGCCAGUCCCGGAUGGGACGUGAAGCCCCAGCAACCGAUCCACCCGCCGCCCCAUCCCGCGCCGCACCCGCACCCUCCGCACAACUACCUCCCACAGUACUCGUGGUACCCCACGGACAACCCAGGCCUACUCACGGUGUGGCCAGCUGUUUAAUAAAGGAAAAGUGAUUAGUUACUAAUUAGAUUUUUUAAAAAACUUUAAUAACAAAGGAAAAACUGUGACCAGUGAAUGUGUACGAUAUGUUAUAUUUGUUUAUUUUUAUUGUUGAUAUAAGUUAUACUAGAUUGUUUCAAAUUACAUUCCCCGUCUGUAAAAUAUUGGUAUUAGAUCUCAGUCAGAGCAGUAAAACAUUUUAUUUUCAUUGUUGGUAGUAAAACGCCAUAUCACAGGUCGUUAGCUACAAGUAAUGAACGUGAAGUGAAGAAUUUUUACUUUUAUUUAAAUAGUAAAGAGUUUGGUGCAAUAUGAUAUUCGAUAUGUUUUUAAUUACAGCGUAAGUCGGCCAGGUGCCCCACGAAUUUUGCUUUAUAUUUGCUACAUCUGAAUUGUAGAUAGUUAAGUUAUGGAUAUUUCUAUAUGUAGCUUUUAAACAUUAUAGUUUGGAUCAUUAUUUAAAAAUCCGCCCCGCCCCUUGCCGAUUUAUCGAAUCCAAAUUGGAAAUGUUGAAAAUUGUAAAAUGACACGUACCACUGACAUCUCCUUCAGUGUAAGUAACGUGGUGUAGAAACGAUUAACGUGAACUAAAUAAUCUCUAAGUCAAAUACGUUUUUGUUUUUAUACCAAUUGUUCGGUUUGUUAGGUUGGUACGUUUUGUUGAUCCUGUAAAUUAUAUAUUUAAGACAGCCUAUGGCUUGUCGUCGCGACGAGAUUGACGAGAACACGUCAAGUCCUUAGUGAUUCCUGUAUAAUAUAUUGUAAAACUAAUAGUUGUUGAUGAUUGUGUGGUGAGUGUAAGACAGAUGAUGUACCUUAUUAUGUAAAGUAGUUUUAAUCGAAAAAACUGUCUUAAAUUUAGAACGAAAUUAUUAUAAUUAUUACAUGAAAAAAUAUUUCUA
Anoplophora glabripennis (Asian longhorned beetle) is the source of this 2363-nucleotide messenger RNA. It is a transcript of the gene Dll, whose product is annotated as homeotic protein distal-less-like. Bases 523 to 1461 code for a protein of 312 amino acids. The record is from RefSeq and is a predicted model, not a curated record. NCBI's taxonomy places the organism in Eukaryota, Metazoa, Arthropoda, Insecta, Coleoptera, Cerambycidae. Gene Ontology annotation, molecular function: RNA polymerase II cis-regulatory region sequence-specific DNA binding; DNA-binding transcription factor activity, RNA polymerase II-specific. The transcript has 5 exons. Gene Ontology annotation, biological process: regulation of transcription by RNA polymerase II.